AUGCCGGCCAACAUCAAGCGCUUUAGCUUCGUGACGACAGACGAACUCCAGGAACCAGCUCGCCUACGAGGGCAGUGUCGCCUCGUGGCCCAUCACCGUGCAGACGUUGGAGAGGUCGCCGACCCACGGUGGGCGGCCCAUUCUACGGACGUCUUCGUGAUCGCCGCCUGGUUCGGGUUCGUGCGCAUCAGGCGGGAGGCGUUGGCCGAAUGGUGCAUUGAAUGGGUGGAGGCCUGGCACGACCGAACGCAGGAUUGGCUGAACCUCGAGCCCUUUCAAGGCUCUGCUCGACGAGCUCAUCCAGGCGGUUCGUUGUGCGCGGGUUGGCCGCCUCUGGGCGACUGCUUCGCCGCCUUGUCCUUUGCCAGCUGCCAGGUCGAUGCUCACGAGGGCCAUCUUGGUGUGCUCCUGGGCCACUUCGUCGAUGACUCUAACGGCACAGAGGGUGCGGCCGUCGCGGACACUGCUCACUUCAGUGCCAUCUUCGGAUGCACGGGGCGGGCAGCCAUUUUGAAGGCGUUCAUCUAUGUCUUCGAGAUGAUCGCCCAAGUCCUGCCACUCGUCACCUUCGCCAGGCGCUUGUCGCAGCAAUGGAAAGCCUUCAUCGACAAUGUCGCCGGGCAGUUCGCCCACAUGAAGGGCUAUGGCAAGGACCUCGGCGAGGCGCAGGGGACAUCGACUUCGCCUGCCAUCGCGCCCCUGAGUGGUUGUUGGAUUUGGCUCCCUGGUAUAGGUGCCGGCGCCUGGUGGAGCGUGGGUGUGCCGGGCGGGUACAGAAGUUUCAUAGUUCCCGACUCCACGAGCUUCGAACCAGCCUUCUGGUCAGAGACCCUACCCAGGGCAGAUGAGAAUGCAAAUUGGAUUGUGACUAGCGUCCUCUUUCUCUCCUCGGCGGGGGCCUUCCUCUGUGGGACGUGGAGUCAAACGCUGGGCAGGAUAGUCCGUGAUAUGAGCGAUGGUGAUAUCUCGGAGGAAGACAGACGAAAACUUCACGAGGAGGGCUGCCUGGAGCUAUCCAGGCGCCCUGCAUGGGAGGUGUGCUUGCUGGUCGAACAGUACUACUGGCAAUUUCACUCGCGCGUGGCCUCCUUGCUCGAGGAGACCCGUGCAAGCUGGGUGGACGAUGGCGAGGAGCGUCCGGGCACGGCGGCUGCCUGGGAAGUCAGCCAGAAGCUGGAGGAGGAAGGCCUUUACGUCUCCGCUGUUCAUCCCUCCGCGGAUGAGGAAGAUAAUUGGACCGGACCGCGCUUCUAUAUCUCCAUCGUCCCCUCGGCCAUCCAGGGCGGGCCUGCCCCCCGGCCACCCAAAGAGGUAGAGGAGCUGCUGUGGCCAAGACCACGCGAUCGACUUCAGCCUUGGAUUACUGAGCUGGGCUGGACCAUGGUGCCAGAGGGAUCCAACGAACAGACGCUGCACGCGGACAUUUUGUCCUGGGAAGAGGAGCCAUCGCGCCCACGCAAGGACGGCCUGGGUCGCUUCCAUCACUUCUUGUGGAAGCCGAGCCGGCGCGAAUGCUGUACUACCAAAAUUGUCCACACCGCCUUCACCGAAGGUUCGGUUGAGGAUUGGCACUACGACAGCUUGUCCCAGGUCCAGAGCCCGAGCUUGGUUCUUGACAGCGAAGUGCUGCACUGCGGGAGCGCAACUCGAAAGGGCUGUUGGUCCAGCACCUGCACCAUCCAGCUCUGCUCUGCUCGGGGCUGGCGAGCUCUCCAUGCUGAUGGUCGCGCCACACAGGACUUGCUCUGGUAUGUGUGGCCGAUCGAAGAGGCUGCGGCCAAGACAGAGACUUCCCAGCAGCCCAGGACGGCUGGAACGAGCGCAAAGCUGUCUAGCAAGCCAGCGAACACGUGCGGACUCGAACGCGAUGAGAUCGUGAAGGGUGCUACCUACACAUGGUUGCGGUGCGGUCUUCUGGGCCGUGGCUCCGUGGGCACAGUUUGGAAGGCGAGGAUUGCCAGUACAGGGGAGACCGUGGCCGUGAAGGAAGUAGAUUUGGACAGGGAUUUGCAAGUCCCCAGUGAAAUCGCGAACGAAGUCGCCACCCACCGCCAGCUCAAUCACCCCAACAUUGUCAAGCUGCUUGGCACGGAUGCAGUACUAGCCAGAUACUACAUCUACUUGGAGUUCAUGGCCGGAGGGUCAUUGCGGCAGGUGUUGAAGCGUGACGGGCCCUUGAGAGAGGUCCAGAUCUGCAACUAUGCCUCUCAGCUCGUGAGUGCUCUGAGCUACAUGCAUCGGCAGGCUGUACUACACCGAGACGUGAAGACUGGCAACAUCCUCCUUACGGAGGACAUGAAGGGCGCAAAGCUCGCAGACUUUGGGUGCUCAAAGAAGUCCAAAGUUAGCGCCAAACACACUUUUCGAGGAUCUGUUCUCUGGAUGGCCCCUGAGAUUAUUAAUGGUGAGAAGUAUGGUUGCAGAGCCGAUAUUUGGAGCUUGGGAUGCACAUUGAUUGAAAUGAUUACAGCCCAGCCCCCCUGGGGCAAGUUUUCCUCGCAAAUGGCGGCCAUGAUGCAUAUUGCUUGCUGCGACAAGUCGCCACCACUCGAAGAAGAGGUCAGUCCCCACCUGCGGGACCUCGUGAGCAUUUGCACGCGACGGGCUCCGAAGGAGCGCCCUCGAGCCUGCAAGCUUAUGAACCAUGACUUCCUGAAUUCGUGCGGCCGUGAGUUGCCCAUGGAGCUUACUUGCUCUGACAGCGAUGUGAAAUGGAGUGUGGAAAUGGCAUGUGCCCCUCUGAAGCGUCCAGCUGCACCCAGCCAGUGGCACCGGGAUGCGCAGGUGGAAGCUCUGUGGGAGGAUGGCUACUGGUAUGCUGCCAGGAUCGUGAAGCGCCAGAAGGAUGGCCGCUACAAGGUGAGAUGGGAGGGCGAGGACACGGUGGCAUCGGGCUUUUUCGCCGCCCAUCUGCGUGCUCGGCAGCUUGAUGACGCUUCGUCGGCUGAAAGGCCUCGACCUGGCAAGCGACGGCGUAGCUUGAAUACGCAAGAGAACUGUCGUGCCAUGGGCCUACUUCGGCUUCGUCGGCCACCGCCGCUGCGACGGUUGCGCCUUCUGAAAAGGAAGCGGCGGCCAACCGCGAGUCUUAUCGCUACUUCUGCGCAGCAGGACAACUCCUGUCGCUCAAGUCCUGAUGAUCUGCCUGAAACAAUGCAGCGGAACAUCGCUUUGGAGGCAGUCCGUGUCGGAAACUUCUACGCUGAAGACCAGCAAGAAGUGAUCCGCUACAUUGCGGAGGUGCAUGCUGACCUGCUGGCGGAUGCUCAGUGGCUUCGGAAGAACCGCGGCAAACUGAAGGCAGAGAACGGUCUGACAAGGCGAUAUUCGGUGCCGGAGAUCUUGUGCAAGAAGCAUGAGGUGGAUGGCUUCGACAUUUUCGCAGACCCAGAUGAGGCAGUCCUAUUGGCGGAGCGCGCUGCAAAGGAAGGCGAGAAGACUUCGCGACCUGAGCUGCCACCGGAGGAGGCACAGCAGAUUCAGGAGGGCCUGGACGAGGUGGUCGCGUCGGCAGCCGGCACUGGCGGACCCGUCGGCUCUGACGAGGUGCUUGAGCUGCUGGAGCGUGCAGUGGCUGGAGGGGAGGCAGAAGACGGACCUUGUAAAGCAUCACCUCUUUACGUGUCGCUUCUUCCUGCAAUCCGUGGAAUUGCUGCAGGCAGAGAUGUAGAAGACUUGAAGACCUUCUUGCAGGUUGCAGCUUCCGUGUACUUGAGUGAGCGCAUUGAGGCGAUCAUGAAUCAUGAGGUGUUCGCGCUCUUGUUGAAUCAGUCCAAUGAGUACACGAAAUCCGUGGGCAUCCGUGGGCAGAAGGCGCAGUUGCAGUUGGCAUCGCCGCUGACGACUACACCAUCGCCCAGUGGCCAGGAGGCUGAAUGUCCUUAUUGCAUACAGACAGAUGGCAAGUGCUACUUCCCCGACAGGGGCCAGCAAGCUUGGUGGGAGAACGAUCAUGACAAAGCCUGCAGCGACUGCUCGCUUUGUAACAGCGAAAGUGCCAAAGGUUGGAAGAAAGUCGAAGAUCACGAUUGGAUAUUCGCGAUGCAAGGAGCUGGCUGCACCGUUAAGAAUUCCCUGGGAGAGGAGACAACAGACUGCUUAGAGUCCGUCCAGGAUCUGCACACGGGGAAGUAUGAACGAGGAUCGUCUUGCAGCGUUCUGCUCAAGAAAAAAAAGUACCUGACCUUUGAUUCCUUCCUCACAGAGAAGAGCUGGGACCGUCUCAAAGUAGUCGACCUCAACGAGUCCGAGCAUUUGCUUCACAGCUGGAGUGGGGAGGUGAAACCGGCUGCCCGACUCUUUGAGAACUCUUGGCAAAUCCAGUGGAAAGCAGACUUUUCCGUGGAGAAGACUGGCUGGAAGCUUUGCAGUGGCUGUCCUACCGGCAGCCAUGAUGACUCGCACGGAAAGUGCAAAUGCUCCCCGGGCUUCGUCUGCAAGGAUCGGAACCAAAGACAGUUGCCGAUCCCUGGAUGGGAUAUCAGCUGGAUCAAAAACUGCUCGCACGCAAACAACUCAGACGCAACCUUCACACCGGACGAGAAGGGCAUCCAAUGCAUCAGCGAGAGAGAGGAGUUCACUGUUUAUGUUGCUGUCAUGCUGUCGGGCGCUUUUGAAGUGUCCGCCAUGCUCGUGCUUUCAUCGACAGCCUACCUUUUGCCGUUGUGCCUUGGGCUGUACCUCCUUGCAAUGGUGGUCUUCACAGUUGCAUCAACCUGUAACGAUUUCGACACAAAGAGCUGGGAAGCAAAGCUGCGUGGCUUCUUCGCUGAGUUUUUUGUGGCAACAAACGAGUGUUGGUGCCGCCGGCGUGGUGCUAUCGUCUAUGCCUCGCUCCUCUCCCUGCUGAUGGCCUGUUGGACAUUUUGUUUCCCGGGAAGCCCCGUUUUCUUGUGGCCAUGGGGUAUCUUCUAUGUCACUUCAUUGGCAAUCUUCUUCUAUCACCGACGUCUGGCCUUGGCUGCCGAGGAGGCCAAGCAAACGCUCUCGUGUUGGAGCUGGCAAUGCUGCCUUUGCUGUCUGUGCUGCUGGAAUCCUUUGGGCUCCUGUCUGCCGCUGACAACCUCGGAAACCUUGGAGAAGGCUACUCGGGCACAUCUGCGGAGCCAACAGGAGAUGCAAGAGAUCCAUGAGCCCUUGAUGCCAUCAACGGCUCCCGGCGACGCCGACAUCAGUUCCCCUUUGCACCGCCUGCUUGCAAAGUCGAAGGCGGACGUUGACAAGGAGCGUUUGCAGAUGCAGUUGUUCCAGCACCUGGUGGAAAGGGCCCAGAAGUCCGAAGGCUUCGAAGAAGCGUCUGCCAGUCGCCCAGGCACGACCAUGCUCUGGUUGGCGAAGUGGACGGUGCAACAGCCCGGAGCGAACAUCGGCAGCUCAAAAAAAUGCCACGCAGCCUGUGCUGAGCUUCUCCCGAUUCUGUACUCCUUCCUGUGGUCGCUUGUAGUUGCAAGGAUCUGUCUCGAGCACCAAGACGGCUUUAUCCAACUACUUCUUCCGAGCGCGUUGGGGAACUUCGCCCCGAUCCUCGCUGACUACGAGUUCGACCUGGGUAUUCUCCCCACUUGCCUGGCUGUGCACUUUGCUUGCAUUGCGCUCAGCAGUCUUAUCGAGAGCAGGGCGGCCGCACAGCGCUUGCGCGAGUGGCUCUACACCUAUGGACCUCUUGAGCAGUGGAAGGAGAUGUACCCGAAAGCACAUGAGAUGUCCGAUGUCACCUACACCAUACAGGGCCAGGGGGAUGAUCCAGCGCAGGUUGAUCCCAAGAGUGACACCACUCCAGACGACAUCUGCGGCUUCAAAGUCUUCCGAAAAAAUGCAGCCCUCCCGAGCUCCAGAGAGGUUACCCUGAAGGUCGUAGCAACGGCUGCCACUUUGCUUAGUCUGGGUGGAACUUUGUUCUAUCUCAGAUACAUCAGCUACGGCUUGCGGGAGGCCAGCGGGGACUGGCAGAUGAAGCGCACCUUUGCCGUGACGUACCCCGUCCUUUUCUACUUCCUCCUCUGGUUGCCUCUGGUCUGGCAUCGGCUUUUAAAUGGGAUUCUCUUUGCGGCUGAAUGUUCCCUGCUGAAGCGUACUGCCAAUGUCUUCUUUGACGAUGUCUCGGCUGGAAAGGAGACGAGGGGGGAUGUGAAGGCGCUGCUCGAGACACUGGGAUGGAAGGUUCAGGACAUUCUAUCAGACUGGAGGCUGCUGGUGAAGGUGGGCUUCGUCCUGGAUGGCUUUGCUCUUGUGACCGGUGGGAUGGCGAGCUAUCGCCUGCUGAUCCACUAUGAAGUGACCCAGUUUGUUCCGGUACUUGCUUGCAACUGCCUGACCAUCCUUUCCUUCCUUUGCCUGCAAGUGGUGCCCAUGGUCAUGUGGAAUGCCUUUCUCGAGGAGGCUGCAGGGAACGAGGAAAACACCGACCCUGUGCUCUACAUGUGGCUGUCGCAAGGCUACCUGAAGAUGCAGGUCUUCGGGCUCACCCUGAGCCCGGCUUACUUCUUGGGCCUCGUCUUGUCGCUCGCUGCACUCGCAGAGCCCUACAUCUCGGACGUUGUCACUCCGCCCCUGACGGAGAUGCUGACACAGUGA
Symbiodinium necroappetens is the source of this 6573-nucleotide messenger RNA. The record is from the annotation of a GenBank genome assembly. NCBI's taxonomy places the organism in Eukaryota, Dinophyceae, Suessiales, Symbiodiniaceae.